AUGUUUAAGUCAAUAUGCAUCUUCAUUGAGGAUAAUUUAUCAAGCGAAGCUAUUCAAAGAACUAAAGAGGAACACGGAAAGGCUAAGAUGAACAAGUCAGGGGAAACGCUUGAUAUUGAUGAAGUUCCUCUGGGAUUUGAGGUCUCUGAUCCCCUGCUGCGUCGUGCUGCGGUUGCCCUUCGCUUGCUUCAUAUAGGCUAUCUUCGUCGCCUACAAAAUCAAGCAAAUGCUGCAAUUGUUCAGGUGCAAGCACUAACUGCUGAUCCUAAAACUGAUGGGACUCUAGGAAAAGUUGGGUUUUAA
Molecule: messenger RNA, 303 nt
Organism: Protopolystoma xenopodis
Lineage: Eukaryota; Metazoa; Platyhelminthes; Monogenea; Polystomatidea; Polystomatidae
Source: the annotation of a GenBank genome assembly